Brachypodium distachyon (stiff brome) is the source of this 1349-nucleotide messenger RNA. RefSeq names its product ervatamin-B. Gene Ontology annotation, cellular component: lysosome. The transcript has 2 exons. Lineage: Eukaryota; Viridiplantae; Streptophyta; Magnoliopsida; Poales; Poaceae. The record is from RefSeq and is a predicted model, not a curated record. Gene Ontology annotation, molecular function: cysteine-type endopeptidase activity. The coding region runs from base 74 to 1168 and encodes 364 amino acids.
UCCGGUGCAUGUGUUCCAUCAAGCAUAAGCCGGCCGGCAUCCACAGCCCAGCUAGCUAACAAAGCCAAUCAAAAUGGCUUCUUCUUCUUCCAGUUCCAGGCCUUACCUCGUCCUACUCCUGUGCCUGACCGGCGUCCUGGAGCAGGCCCUGCAAGCGGCGGCGGCUCCGCCUUCAUGGGAACUGCCGGAGUCGGAGCUGCGGCAGCGGUGGACCAACUGGCAGGCCAAGUACUCGAAGACGUACCCGAGCCACGAGGAGCAGGAGAAGCGGUUCGGCGUCUUCAGGGGCAACAUCAACAACAUCGGCGCCUUCUCUGCGGCCCAGACGACGACCACCGCCGUCGUGGGCUCCUUCGGCGCCCCGCAGACGGUCACCACGGUCCGGGUCGGCAUGAACCGCUUCGGCGACCUCCAGCCCAGCGAGGUCCUCGAGCAGUUCACCGGCUUUAACAGCACCGUCGUCCUCAAAACCCCCAAACCCACCCGCCUCCCCUACCACUCCCGCAAGCCCUGCUGCGUCGACUGGCGCUCCAGCGGCGCCGUCACCGGCGUCAAGUUCCAAGGCUCCUGCCUGUCGUGCUGGGCGUUCGCGGCGGUGGCGGCGAUAGAGGGGAUGAACAAGAUCAGGACGGGGACGCUGGUGUCGCUGUCGGAGCAGCAGCUGGUGGACUGCGACAAGGGGAGCAGCGGCUGCGCCGGGGGACGCACGGACACGGCGCUGGACCUGGUGGCGAAGCGCGGCGGGAUCACCUCGGAGGAGAAGUACCCCUACGGCGGCUUCAACGGCAAGUGCAACGUGGACAAGCUGCUGUUCGAACACGCGGCCAUCGUGAAGGGCUUCAAGGCCGUGCCCCCCAACGACGAGCACCAGCUUGCCUUAGCCGUGGCCCAGCAGCCCGUGACAGUGUACGUCGACGCCAGCACCUGGGAGUUCCAGUUCUACUCCGGCGGGAUCUUCCGCGGCCCGUGCUCCACCGACCCCGCCAGGGUGAACCACGCCGUCACCAUUGUUGGAUACUGCGAGGACUUUGGGGAGAAGUUCUGGAUUGCCAAGAACUCGUGGAGCAAUGAUUGGGGUGACCAGGGGUACAUCUAUCUUGCCAAGGACGUGGCCUGGCCGACCGGCACCUGCAGCCUUGCCUCCUCGCCCUUCUACCCGACGGUUUGAGCUUCACCGGUCGACGCCGAUUGGUUUGGUUUUGGUUACGUCAAGUGCUAGGCCGGCCAUCGAUCAUACGGACGAUUCAAAGUGGAUCGAUGGAUGUGUGGUAUUGUUUCCUUUUUGUUUGUUGUAAUGGUACAUGUAUUCUUCCCUUUUUGUCAAUCAAUAAAGUCGUUAUUUCAUACCA